Molecule: messenger RNA, 1647 nt
Organism: Paramecium sonneborni
Lineage: Eukaryota; Ciliophora; Oligohymenophorea; Peniculida; Parameciidae
Source: the annotation of a GenBank genome assembly
AUGAGAAAGAAGUUCACAUUACAGUUUUCGCAUCCUACAAUUGAAUAAGCUUAUUAAAAAGAUAGGUUAUUGAAACAUUUGUGGAUGAAGAAAAUACUGGCAAUAUUAAUCCUUUUGUUUUCAAUAGUCGGUUUAAUUAGUUCGCUAUUUUACGAAAAAAAAGAAAUUAUGUAUUGGGAAAUAGGGUUUACAAGCUACAGCAUAUUUUUAGUUAUAAUAUCCCUUAAAGGAUCUCCAGAGAAAGUAAAGACUAUCUUUCAAUUUACAAAUAUAAUUAUAUUAUUCCUUUAGAUUCGCGCAAAUUAAUAUUCAAACCCUUAAAGUAUAUAUUUAAGUGGAUAAAACAUAAUGAUUUUCAAUAUGAUAAUGUUUUAUUUUUCAAGUAUUCAAGAAGCACCAAUUUAACUGUUACUCUUUCUAAUUUCAAGAUGCUUAAUAACUGGUCUUGUGAAUGAUAUUUUUAUAGGAUAAGAUUUAAUAUCAAUUGUUAUAACAUCAAUUGGUAUAUUGAUUUUUAUUUAUCAAAAUGAUAAGAUUUAAAGAGAGCAUUUCUUAUUGUAAUUCUCUGAUAAACAAUGGGGUAUGAAUAUUAAUUAAUUAAAGAAUAAACUUUAUCUACUAUUAUUUAAAGUCCUUUUGUAAUGUUUACUUUUGAUGAAGAAAGAUUGAAUUUUAAUUUAAAAAUUGCUAAUGAUAUGAAAGGAAUAUGUUGGGAUAAUGAAAAAGCACCUUCAGAAAAUUUAAGAUUCUUUUUAAGAUCAUUUAAAAUGGGAAACGAUAAUCUUGAAUAAUAUUUAGUAACAAGAAGUAGAACUUGUAGUGAUUAUACAAAGAUUUAUUAAUUUCAAUUAAGAAUUCAAAGAAAUGAAUAAAUUUAUGGAACUAAGAAAUAUGUUAUACGAUUUUCAGAUUUCUAUUUGAGAGAAUAAGUAUUUUUAAUUGUAUUUGAUUAACAUGAAUAAAAAAUUAGAACUUUAGAGAAAGUAAAAACUGCCUUGAUUUAAGGAAUUAAUUAACAUCAAAAUUUAACCAUCAAUUUCUUAGAAAAGUAAUUAUAAUUAAUAUAAAAUAUAAUUAUUUCCAAUAAUUAUAUAAGUACUAUCUAUAAAAUGAAAAUUCAUUGCAUGUAUUUUAUUGGAAAAUAUACAUAAUGUAAUAGUUUCUAAGAAAUUGAAUAAAAAAUAAUAUAAAUUAAUAUUACUGAUAUGAUUAAGGGAUUAAUUCACAUCUAUUGUAUGGCUUAUAAAUAAAUUUAAAUUGAAUUUUCUAGUACUACAUUUGAAGAUAUUUAUAUUUUUAGUAAUGAAUAACUACUGAAUAUAUUUUUAGUAAUUAUAUUUCAAACUCUUAUUCGGAUUUUUUAAAAUGGAAAAACAGUUUUUGUUCACAUAAGUGAAAUUAAUACAUAAAAAGAUUUAGAAUUAAUAAAAAUCAGUAUUUUAUUUAACAAUUCAGAAGAACUCAAAUAGAAAUUAGUUUUUAAUUCACUAUUUUAUAAGAUCUAAGUUAGACUAAGCCCAAAAGUAGAUAUUGUAUAUAAUGAUAAUGGUAAUGAUUAUUUGAUAAUAAUUAGCAUGUCAUUUUGAAAUAUAUAAAGAUUUGAAUUAAUUGAAUGCAAUUCGUAUAUUAGAGGAAGAUUUAAUAUGA